Messenger RNA from Coccinella septempunctata (seven-spotted ladybird), 1163 nucleotides. Its product is annotated as ankyrin repeat domain-containing protein 27-like. The transcript has 2 exons. The record is from RefSeq and is a predicted model, not a curated record. Bases 78 to 1019 code for a protein of 313 amino acids. Gene Ontology annotation, molecular function: guanyl-nucleotide exchange factor activity; SNARE binding. Lineage: Eukaryota; Metazoa; Arthropoda; Insecta; Coleoptera; Coccinellidae. Gene Ontology annotation, biological process: neuron projection morphogenesis; early endosome to late endosome transport. Gene Ontology annotation, cellular component: plasma membrane; early endosome; tubular endosome.
CUAUAAUCAGCUGAUGUAAACGAUAAAAGUAAAAAAGAUAACAAGUAACAAGAUAAGUAAAUGAAGAGACUUCUGAUAUGAAUUCAGAUUAUGACGAAAAUUUACGAGAAAAUAUAUUUUUCAUGGAAAUCUUGGAACAUCAUUCGGACAUUAUUAAGAAGGCCGCGAAAGAGCACUGGAUAAUAUGCAUUCCUAGAAGUGGAACUCUCGAAUCAACUGAAAUUGACAUAGAUGUAAUAUUGGAUCAAGUACUAGUACCAGAAGAAGAUGGAAUACUUAAAAUAUCUCAAUCUUGUUCAACCUUAUCCAAAAAAAAAUUACAAGUCCAGAAGAACAAAAUAAUAAUAGAAGACUUUCAAUUCUCCUUGGAUAUAAUAAAUAUUUUAUUCAAGGAAACAUUCUAUGAUGGAAAAAAUAGCAGCUAUGUUGUUUGGUGCGUGGAUAAACCACUAUUCCUGGACCAUCCUUGUUGUACAUCAGGCACUCAAGUAUUAGAAAGCCUGCCUGAUUGUAUAGACUUUCUAUGGGUUGAAAGUUCUGGGCAAGAAGUUUUACAGCAAAUUCAGAAUUUGUGUAUAAAAUUCAUUGAAACCACUCCUAAUUAUGAAUUAGAAUAUGUUCAAACUCAAAAGGAUCUGAUAGGAAGUUUAUACUCAAGAUGUCUCCAAAAAACUUUGAGGAACCCAACAUUAAGAGAUACGGCAAUGAAAAAUGAUCAGUUUUUAGAGAAACUCAAGCUAGCCGUUGAGACAUACAUGCAAUACUGUUUAGGAAAAAAAAUUAUUUUUGGCAUAAGUACUUUUAUGGUUGAUGCAGAUACACUUAUCACUAAAAUCAUAAAAAACACUGAAGGUGUCAAGGAUAAAUACUUGGGUAUAUCUUUGAAUAAUGAUGAAGGUCUAUCUUAUGCUAACUGUGAGUUGAGAAUGCUGAAGAAUCUUCUGAGUUUAAUUCAACUGAAGCUAAUCUUGGUAUCAAACCAAAAACUGAACAUGAUCAGAGAAAACUCCAUCUACUGAUAAAUGCCAUAAGAAAUAACGACAUCCCUUUAGCUUGUUUCUAUUUGGGAUUCAAUAAUUCUUAUAAAGAUACUGCCUCGUCAAAGUGUCAUCCACUUUGCAAUUGUGAAAAAUGUGGAAAAAAUACAAUUGAAGACCUUGAAG